Molecule: messenger RNA, 2203 nt
Organism: Leucoraja erinaceus (little skate)
Lineage: Eukaryota; Metazoa; Chordata; Chondrichthyes; Rajiformes; Rajidae
Gene: sntb1
Product: syntrophin, basic 1
Exons: 8
Coding region: 159-1700 (513 amino acids)
Cellular component (GO): synapse; dystrophin-associated glycoprotein complex; intracellular anatomical structure
Molecular function (GO): protein binding; structural molecule activity
Source: RefSeq, a predicted model, not a curated record
CCUAAUCGCUUUUAGCUCCACCUCAAACAGGACUUGGGCAGAGGAAUUUGUUAGCACGGUGUGUGUGUGUUGUGUGUGCGCGCAAGAGAGAGAAGUGGCCUCGAAGAGUCAGUCCCUCUCUCCCCCCCGGGACAUGGAAUGAAUACAAUGCCACAGAGAUGGCGUUAACAGCCAGGGUGCAGAGGAGUGGGUUACUGGAGGUCUUGGUGCGGGAGGUCUGGCACCGGGUGCUGGCCAGCUUGAACGAGGAGAGUCUGAUCCUGUGCUGCGACCAGUCGGCUGAGCCCGCGGCUUGGAACGGAGUGGCCAACGGAGACCACUGCAGCCCCAGGGCAGCGGGCGUCCGCAAUGCCCUCGCCGAGCUGCCCGACACCAUCCCCGACACCAUCAGUAACAGGAAGAGGAGCGUCAGGGUCAUCAAGCAGGAGGUUGGAGGCCUGGGGAUCAGCAUUAAGGGAGGCAAGGAAAACAAGAUGCCAAUCCUGAUCUCGAAGAUCUUCAAGGGUCUAGCAGCUGACCAGACGGAGGCUCUGUACGUGGGCGAUGCCAUCUUGUCUGUGAACUCUGUGGACCUGCGCGACGCAACACACGACGAAGCGGUCCAAGUGUUGAAGAGAGCUGGGAAAGAGGUACUCCUGGAGGUGAAGUACAUGAGGGAGGCGACUCCAUACAUCAAGAAGACCUCUCCGGUUUCGGAAAUUGGAUGGGAAACCCUCCCGCCAGAGUCACCCAGGCUUGGCUGCACCGCCUCUGAGUCGCCCUCCACCCCUCCGUUCUCCCUGCGCAUCGAGUCCAAGGACAAGAGGAGCAUCCCGCUAAAGAUGUGUUACGUCACCCGAGGCCUCACGGUCCCAGAUCCAGAGAACAGGCAGUUUGAAUUACAUUCCCCUGACUGCAAGCAUACGGUGGUCCUGAGAUGUAAGGAUACCUCUACAGCUCACGCCUGGUUCAAUACCAUUCAGACCAAUGUCAACAGCUUGACAUCCAACGUCAUAUCAGAGGUCAAGGAUCAACUAGACAGAACGGGGAUAGCUGGGUGCCGAGAGAUUUGUCACAUGGGCUGGCUUGCGGAAAAGGCAAUGACGGAGGCUGACAAGAAGCCCUGGAAGCCAGUGUUGGUGGUGCUCACCGAGAAGGACAUGCUCCUCUAUCCCAGCAUGCCUCGCUUGAAGGAGGCCUGGCUCAGUCCAGCUCGCACUUACCCACUGCUCGCCACCAGGUUGGUGCACUCUGGUGCAGGGAGGGACUCCCCACAGCCAGGCGCUGAUCUCUCCUUUGCCACUCGGACUGGAACUCGCCAAGGCAUCGAAUCGCACCUCUUUCGGGUUGAGAACAACUCCAGCCUCUCUGGCUGGACCAGGCAAAUCGUACAGGGCUGCCACAAAGCAGUGGAACUCAUUAAAGAAGUUACAACCACGUGUACAUACAGGACCCAGGAGUGCUGCCUGAAAAUCCACUAUGAAAAUGGGUUUUUUAUCCUGAAAGAGGCUCAGGAAGGAAACUUGCCAAAGUUAAUCUGGCAAUUUUCCUUUGAGAGAUUAAAGAACUCCUCAGAUGAUGGAGUGAGAAUGCUCUAUUUAGAUUUUGGUGGACGGGACGGGGAAAUUCAACUGGAUCUUCACUCAUGUCCAAAACCCAUUGUUUUCAUCAUCCACUCCUUCCUCUCUGCAAAGAUCGCACGACUGGGCUUGCUGGCUUGAGGGAAGGUGAAAUUGCUCAAUGAAGGAACACGUCUCGGAAAGGGGUCAUUGUUCAGGAACUGUUGGAUAUCUCCAGAGGGUGGAGUGCAGCUGUGAGGAAUGGGACAUUUAAUCUUUAAUAGAAUCAGACAAAUAGUUUAUUUAAUAGAGAAAAGAUUUGUAACAAUCCAAAAAUGAAUUUUAAAGGCACCUUGCUGGUUUUAUAACAAGAAACUUUGAAGUCUUUUCUAUACUGCAGUCAGGAGUCUAAUAAAUGUUCAAUCGUCAUUGGGAGAAAACCAUAAUCUUCUCAGUCAAAUUUACAAAACUAAUGUCUGUAAUAUUAUGCCUUAUUCUAUUUUCCCACUGCAUUAUUGAAGAAACACUCAUCAUUUCAGACAAUGAAUAUUAUUUCUAAUUUCACAGUCUCUAACAAGGCUGUUGCCAAUUAGAUUUUAUAAAUAUGUAAAAUGAGAAUUAAGUUUUAAAUCACAUUAUAUCCAUAUUAAAAAAAUUGCAGCCAA